CAUGUGCCAAAUAAUUCAGUUUUCAGAUUAUUUAUAUAUGGACAUUUUUUAUUUAGAUAAGAUAAUAAUAAGUGAAAAUAUUUUUCAUAUUUUGGCCAAGUGGAUUAGGAUGACACGGCUUGGAUCAACGUGCCUAGUGCCUCCUCCUCGAUCUACCCACCAAAACACCAUAUAAUCCAUCGUCAUAGUGUUCUUCUACACUAAACCAAAGAACAAAACAAUUCACAAGGCCUAAAAAUGGAACCUGUCAAGAAACAAGGAAAACAUUUUGUUUUGGUACAUGGUGCAUGCCAUGGAAGUUGGUGUUGGUACAAGGUAAAGCCCCUGCUAGAGGCUGCCGGCCAAAAGAUCACAACUCUUGACAUGGCAGCCUCUGGCAUUGAUUUGAGAAAAAUAGAGCAACUCCGCACACUUCAUGAUUACACCUUGCCAUUGAUGGAGUUGAUGGAAUCCCUUCCAGAAGAGGAGAAAGUCAUACUAGUUGGGCAUAGUCUUGGUGGUAUGAAUUUGUCACUUGCUAUGGAAAAAUACCCACAAAAGAUUUAUGCUGCUGUUUUCUUGGCUGCCCUCCUGCCUGAUGCUGUUCACACGUCCUCCUAUGUUUUGGAUCAGUUCCUUGAGCGGACACCAGCAAACAAUUGGUUGGACACCCAGUUUCAAUCAUAUGGUUCCCCUGAAGAGCCUCUGACAUCCAUAUUUUUUGGCCCCAAGUUCUUGUCUUCCCAUCUUUAUCAAUUAUGUUCUCCUGAGGAUCUUGCAUUAGCAAUAUCAUUGAUGAGACCAAGCUCUCUAUUUAAGGAAGAUUUGUCAAAGACGAAGUAUUUCACGGAUGAAGGAUAUGGAUCAGUGAAGAAAGUAUAUAUAAUCUGCACGGAGGAUAAAGUUACAUCAAAAGAGUUUCAGCAAUGGCAAACUGACAACAUUAGUGGCACAGAAGUAAAGGAGCUUAUAGGUGCUGAUCACAUGGCAAUGCUAAGCAUGCCCAAACAACUUUCUGCCAGUCUAUUGGAGAUUGCACAUAAAUAUAACUGAUCUCUAUAUUUAUGUCUUCGUCUCAAGUCAACAUCUUCAACUCAUUACUUGUUAUGAGCUACUUUUGUUAUUGAGUGAUUAAUCUUGAGGUUUUCAACUGGAAAAAUUUUACUAGACGGAUUCAUGAUUGUCUUGUUUUCUAUAUAUAGUCUGUGGUUGACAAAUAAAUUUUAUUAUUUUAUUAAUCCUUGUA
This is a messenger RNA of Capsicum annuum, 1225 nucleotides long. RefSeq names its product salicylic acid-binding protein 2. The transcript is spliced from 3 exons. Gene Ontology annotation, biological process: salicylic acid metabolic process; jasmonic acid metabolic process. The record is from RefSeq and is a predicted model, not a curated record. The coding region runs from base 238 to 1032 and encodes 264 amino acids. Lineage: Eukaryota; Viridiplantae; Streptophyta; Magnoliopsida; Solanales; Solanaceae. Gene Ontology annotation, molecular function: methyl indole-3-acetate esterase activity; methyl jasmonate esterase activity; methyl salicylate esterase activity.